This is a messenger RNA of Laccaria bicolor S238N-H82, 1647 nucleotides long. RefSeq lists its product as uncharacterized. The transcript has 3 exons. Bases 1 to 1647 code for a protein of 548 amino acids. Lineage: Eukaryota; Fungi; Basidiomycota; Agaricomycetes; Agaricales; Hydnangiaceae. The record is from RefSeq and is a predicted model, not a curated record.
AUGGACCUCGAGUCGCCCUUAACACCUACUAGCAAAACUUGUCCGCACAAAGUCUUCAUACUGCCGAAUCAUGCCAUUGCCACUCAGCCCUUCCGCUACUCGACUGUGGUUCACACCAGUGGGAAGACUGAACUGGGAGAUUCGAAGGAUGAGGCGAAGGCUGCAGGAAUCAAUAAGCAGGCCACCAGGUCGAUGGAAGCUGCAGUGGAGGGGAAAAAGGUUACCAAGGUGCUGUGUGCGCGUUCAUCGGCCUACAGUUCAUUGGGGAGCAGAGCCUCUUCAUGUGGUCAGCAAUCAUCCGAUGGCCUAAGCUUCUCCCCCAUCCAUUCUCCUACAUACAGUGGUGGACGACCCUUCUCCCAACCACAAUCUCAUGCUCAUUCCCUGUCAACGGAUGACUUCGGGUGUGACAAGCAUCGGUACUCUUUGCCUGAGAACGACAAUACGCCCAACGACAACAAUCACAUGCUUAACGCCUCACACUCAAAUCCCGGCAGCACAAUCAUCAACUCCAUCUCUUCCCUCCCCAUUUGCAUGGACGACUUGGACUACCACUCGAUGACGUGCCCAACGGUGUCAUUGGAGCCUUCAAAUGGACUCAACGCAUUGCAGGGGGGGAAUGUGGAUUCGAAUAGGAAGGGUAUGGAGGCUGAACAUGAACAAUUGCCUCCCAAAGAGCCAGCGUCGCCAACCACAUUUGACAUUGCAAGUACUACAUCAUCACCAGUCCACAACACUCAUCCAAUCACUCCUUCUUCCCCGGCAUGUGACCUCUACCAAUACCCAGGGUCUCUUCACUUACGCCCUCCUACACCUUUUCUCCCAAACCAACAAUGUUGCUCCUUCUCGCCUCCCUUCCAUCAAUUUGCUCCCUCUUGGACUCCUUUAUCGGCUAAUCUUCAUUCAAGUUCUUGUCAACGGUGGCUCAACUCACAAAAUAAGCAUUUAAAGACAUUGCCAUUCAUGAACAUUCUCAUGGUUGAAAACAGGAGCUGCACGUUGCCACCAAAACCCAUGCCCUCCUCUCUUCCUCCUUCAAGAGCCUGCCAGCUGAGCUGCAAUACACAAGACGAUCGGAUACAGACCGACGCGUCACCAUUCCUGGACAUUCCCAUGUGUGACCUCACCCAUGUUCCGGCCACUCCAACAUCAAACCUUUGGAGCCUGGGUCCUGCUGAGACAUCAUGCAACUUUGCUUCGCUUCACGGCGAUGAUCUGGAAGGUUGGAAAAAUUUGGAUUUUGAGGAGAGAGUGGUCAAUGUGGUCGAGAGCGUAGCAGGAGAAGGAGAAGUACCAACAGGAAAGAGGAUCAAUGCCGAAGCGACGUUCAUGCAGUUGUCUCCCAUCUCACUAACCUCAGGUAGUAUGAUUUUCAAGGCCCCUGCUCCAACGUUGGGGGGCUCAUCCUUCCAGACCCCACCAACACAUACACCUCUGUUCAGACCCUUGUCAUGUGAUGUCGCUGAGCACCUGUUGACAACACCCAUUUUCUUCGGUGUUUGCUACAUUGUCAAACACAUCUUCACAUGCUGCUACUCACUUGAUGGCUGCUUCCCAAACUCUAUCAAACCAUCCUUCCUUGCCUCUUGCUUUCCUCAGCAUUGCACCAUCAGUUCAUGGGCACUUCAGUCACCCACUACCAACUGA